AUGGAGAAUUACAAAGGUACAGUUUGUUGAUGUCUGUGCGGCAUUUACACUUGGGUUUUCUUCUUCUAAUAGACUUGCAGCGGAGUUUCCUUUUAACUGAGUAUCUUUAUUAUUUACAAAGAUGUACACUGGUUGGAUACAAAUAAAAUAACACAAUCCUUUCCUCUUCCACCCAUCUGGCCAGAAACGACCCUUGUUGAUCACGUGCCCUUAGUAAAGGCACCUGUUGCUGGGUAGAUUUUUCUGUUGCCAAGCAACCUGUUCAAGACCAAUUCUCAAGUUCUUUCUAGAACAUUCCAACACAGUUGACAUUUGAAGGAAGGGAAAUGGCUACAGGUGUUCUCAGAAAGCUCCAAUUUCAGGCUCCUCUGCAUAGCUGUCAACUUUUCCCUUUUCUUGCGAGGAAUCCUAUUCGGAAUAAGGGAAUUUCCCUUUAAAAAAGGGAAACGUUGACAGUUAUGCUGCUCUGCAACGAAUGUAAUUUUUAAAAGGGGGGGGGAGAGAAUUCCCCUGCAAAGUCCCUCUGUAGGUCUUCAAAAAAAGGCAUUGUCUGCUUCUAUUUCUCCUUCACACAAUAUAUAUUCCAGCUACGGAAUUUGCCACCACAACAUGUAAGGCUGCUGUCUUAGAUGAGUUUACAAAAGGCUCUUGGUGGCUACAAAUCAUGAUAGCUGCAAGUCCUGUGAAGGUCCAAAAGUGUAGGUGGGUCCCCAUGAGACAAGACACAGUGAUAACAGCAAGAACAUUUAUUGAACUAGCAAAACUCGACAACAGGGGCAAAGCAACUGCUUAUAUACAUUUCUGAAGGCCUGGGCCACUCCCACCCCCAACGUGAUUGGCUGUCUGAACUUCCAAGCUGCCAAUCAUGACUCAGCGUUUCAGGGCCAAUGGCAGAGGCCCAAAUCCUGAAAUGUCCUGUGAUUGGAUAUCAUGUAUCGAAUCAGAACACAGGGGCUCAGAAUCCGUAGUCCAGACUCAAGCUCAGGCAAACACAGCCCACUGAAUAAAUAACAGGUCCCAUCUGCGGUAUAUUGGAAGGUGGGUGCUUUUGACGGGGUGACCCUUUGUGGCUUGCUCAGUAGGGCAGGUGGGCAUGGUUGACCGAAAAGGCUUCACAGGUAUAAAUGGGCAGAUACAGUACCACCAUUGCUCUGUCUCUGCCCCAGUUAGCAAAAAGUCUCUGAGUGCACCGGCACAAAUGGAAGGAGCCUCCUCUUCCUGCUUUGGGAAUCCUCCCCUCACUUUCACCUCCGUAUGUCGUUGGACUCGAUUACAGCCUUUAAGAAUAAAGUGUUAUUCCAAACAGCAUGAUCUCAAUUUAAAUGCUGACUCCCUAGGGUUUUCUGCGCCUUGAGAGAGCUGGUUUUUGUUGUUCAUGAAAUCACCAUCAAAAUAAAAUUUAUAUACCGGCCUAUACCUGCAGGGCGGUUCACAAGAUAAAAUUACAAUAGAAAAACACAAAAUACAUAAAAUAUAAACAAAAGUGGCUGGAUAACACACCCCCCCCCAAACACACACACGCAGAGUGUUAAAACAAUUUUUAAAAACGUAAUUACAAAGCAGUUUAAAAGAAUGUAAGCAGUACUCGCUGCUGGGUGGUAAGCAGUCCUUUUGUAGUCUGGAUUCAGGUAGGUAACCGUGUUGGUCUGAUGCAGUAGAAAUAAUAAUAAUAAUAAUAAUAAUAAUAAUAAUAAAUAAUAAUACAGUGGUACCUCAGGUUACAUACGCUUCAGGUUACAUAUGCUUCAGGCUACAGACUCCGCUAACCCAGAAAUAGUGCUUCAGGUUAAGAACUUUGCUUCAGGAUGAGAACAGAAAUCGGGCUCCGGCGGCGCAGCAGCAGCAGGAGGCCCCAUUAGCUAAAGUGGUGCUUCAGGUUAAGAACAGUUUCAGGUUAAGAACGGACCUCCGGAACGAAUUAAGCACUUAACCCGAGGUACCACUGUAAUAAUGAAUUGUCCAGUAGCACCUUAGAGACCAACUAAGUUUGUUCUUGGUAUGAGCUUUCGUGUGCAUGCAAAAUACCAAAAGCAGAUACCAAAAGCAGAUACGAAAGCUCAUACCAAGAACAAACUUAGUUGGUCUCUAAGGUGCUACUGGACAAUUUAUUUUAUUUUUAAUACAUAUUUCUUUUGUAGUCUGUCAGGCCCCACUCUAGGCCUGGGGAAGAGAGGCAGGAACAGGACCCUCAAACUCUCUGCAGAUGUUCCUUCCUUGCCCAUGGCCAUUUUCUUUGUUUGAGGGUCUGAGCAAUUUCCCUCUCCUUCACAGAUUCUCUGGAGCGAGCUCUGGACGCAAACAACUUGGAGGAAGCUGUCAACACAGGUAACUUCCCUGGCAAGACAGAGAGAGGGGACUUUUUAACAGAAGGUGGUACUUACCGUAUUUUUCGCUCUAUAAGAUGCACCAGACCACAAGACGCACCUAGUUUUUGGAGGAGGAAAACAAGAAAAAAAAUAUUCUGAAUCUCAGAAACCAGAACAGCAAGAGGGAUCACUGCGCAGGGAAAGCAGCAAUCCCUCUUGCUGUUCUGGCUUCUGGGAUAGCUGCACAGCCUGCAUUCGCUCCAUAAGACGCACACACAUUUCCCCUACUUUUUAGGAGAGAAAAAGUGAGUCUUAUAGAGCAAAAAAUACAGUAGGCGUUGGGGUCUAAGAGAGCCCCCUCUGCAUAACCCAGGGGGCUACUUUUGCAAUGAGGAUGUACGGGAGAUGGAAUAGCAUAGGAUGAGGGCACUGCCCUGAGCGUGAGAUCAAAUGGCACUCCGGCCACAAACUCAGAAAAUUGGUUGGGAAACCUGGAUCUUAGAGCCGCCUAUUCUGAACUUGCUAAACUACUAAGGAGCAACGCAAUUCCAUUUAGGUGGGAAUUUCCACAAGGAAUAUCUUUUACCUUUAAAGGGAGAAAGGUCAAAGUUAGAACAUUGGAAGAGAGAGACAAAUUUUUGGCUACAUACGGAGAGGACCUUCAAAAGGAAUUGAAUUACCUUCUGGGCCUGGGGCAAAGCCAGUAUCAACACCAGCACCUGGGGAACCUGAAGAUCCAGAGAAGACACCACCCCUGGAGAAAUAACCAGAUAGAUCCAGGAUGUCUCUGCAAUUGCUGAGUUGGAACAUUAAUGGUUGUAACAUUCCGGAAAAAGGAAGAAAAUAUUUCAUAUAUUAAAAAAGAACAAUUGGACAUCAUCUGUUUACAAGAAACACAUGUGACGAGGCUCCACAGAAAAGUGUUAAUAAAUAAAAGAUUGGGCCAGGAAUUUGUUUCGUCGGACAAAGUUAAGAAGAGAGGCGUGGUGAUAUAUGCAAAAGAGAGCCUGUCACCUAAAUUCUUAUUUAAAGAUGAACAUGGAAGAAUUUUGGCCAUUGAGAUACAAUAUCAAGGAGAGAAACUGUUGAUAUUAGGAAUCUAUGCACCUAACGAAGGGAAAUCGGAAUUUUACAAGAAGCUGCAGGGGACAAUGCUGGAAUAUCUGGAUUACAACAACAUCAUAAUGAUGGGAGACAUGAACGGGGUCGUGUCAACUAACAUGGACAAGUCACAAAGUCAAAAUGUUACAAAAGACGGCAGACUACCUAAAACUUUUUUGAAAUGACUGACAAUAUGGAUUUGAUUGACAUUUGGAGGACAAAGAACCCACUAGGUAGAGAAGGAACAUUCUUUUCUGAAGCCCAACUGACCUGGACAAGAAUCGACCAAAUAUGGAUUUCCAGAGGCCUGGCACCUAAGGUCAGAAAAGUGGAAAUCUGCCCAAAGACCUGCUCUGACCAUAAUGCAGUAAAGAUGGAUAUGACACUACUACCAACUGGAUCCUUUAGAUGGAAGAUGAAUGACAAUUUGUUUAGAGAUCAGGAAAUUACCAAGAAGGCCCAAAAAGUUUUGAAGGACUAUUUUGAGAUAAAUAUGAACAAUUCUGAUGAAAAAAGAAUUGACUGGGAUGAAAGCAAAGCUGUAAUGAGGGGAUUCUUGAUACAACAGAAUGUAGUAAAGAAAAGAACACAAAAUGAGAAAAAAGAUAAAAUCUUGGACAAAUUAAAAGAAUUAGAGAAGAAAUUAAGAGCGAAUCCAAAGUCACAGCCAACUCUGAGAGAAAUUAAACUCUAUCAAACACAAUAUUCUAAAUUGAUAAAUCAGGAAAUUGAAUGGAAGGUUAAAUUAAUGAAACAAAAACGUUUGAGUCGGCGAAUAAAUGUGGAAAACUGCUAGCUUGGCAGUUGAAGAGAAGACAAAGAUUAAACACGGUUACAAAUUUAGAGGUUGAUGGAAAAAACAUUCAGAAUCCAGUGGAUAUUAGAAAGUGUUUCCAGAGAUAUUUUAAAAAAUUAUACACCCAAGGGCCGCAAGACGAAGUUGAGAUUAAACAAUUUUUGGCAAAAAAUGGACUAUCUAAAUUGUCACAAGAAAAUAGGACAAUCCUGAACUCUAAAAUAACACGACAGGAGAUUGAACAAGCUAUUCAGAACAUGCAACUUGGCAAAUCUCCAGGGCCAGAUGGGCUGACCUCCAAGUAUUAUAAGAUAUUAAAAGACUAUUUGAUACAACCCUUGAUGGAGGUCAGCAAUGAAAUUAUCGAGGGGAAGAGGGCACCGGAUUCGUGGAAGGAAGCGUUCAUCACAUUAAUACCAAAGUCAGAAGCUGAAAAGACACAACUGAAGAACUACCGUCCCAUCUCUCUUUUAAAUGUGGAUUACAAAAUAUUUGCAGACAUUUUGGCAAGUAGAUUUAAAAAAGUAUUAAAUGAAGUAAUUCAUAAGGACCAGGCCGGUUUUCUCCCAGGUAGACAUCUGUUUGCUAACACAAGGAACAUUAUUGACAUCUUGGAACUUCUGCAAACAGAUAUAAAUACAAAAGCAGUUUUAAUUUUUAUAGAUGCGGAGAAGGCCUUUGACAAUAUUUCCUGGAAAUUUAUGAUGGGAAAUUUAAAAGAGAUGGGAGUGGGACGGGGUUUUGAGAAUGGGAUUGAGGCGAUAUAUUCAGAACAGAAAGCUAAACUGAUAGUUAAUAAUGUGGUUACAGAAGAGUUUAAAAUUGAAAAAGGGACACGACAAGGUUGCCCUAUUUCCCCUUUGUUAUUUAUUUCGGUUCUGGAAGUGCUACUGAACAUGAUUAGAGGGGAUCGGUUGGUGGAAGGAAUUCAGGUUGGUCAGAAACAAUAUAAACUAAAAGCUUUUGCAGAUGACCUGGUUUUGACCUUGCAGAAGCCAGAGCCCAGUACGAAAAGAGUAUUACAAUUGAUUAAUGAUUUUGGUCGGGUGGCGGGAUUUAAAUUAAAUAAACAGAAAACUAAGGUUUUGGGGAAAAAUUUGACUGAUACAGAGUCAGAACGGUUUCAGAAUGAGACGGAACUUAAUGUGGUUAAAAAGUAAAAUACCUAGGGGUAAACAUAACAGCAAAAAUCUAAGUCUAUUUAAGGAUAACUAUGAAAAAUGUUGGACAGAAAUUAAGAGAGACUUAGACAGUUGGUCAAAAUUGAAACUUUCUUUGUUAGGCCGAAUUGCUGCUAUUAAGAUGAAUGUAUUGCCAAGGAUGUUGUUUUUAUUUCAAACACUUCAGGUUUUGGACAAAACGGAGUGCUUUCAGAAGUGGCAGAGAGAUAUUUCGAAGUUUGUCUGGCAGGGCAAAAGCCCAGAAUCAAGUUUAAGAUAUUAACUGAUGUAAAACAAAGAGGGGCCUUGCCCUGCCGGACUUAAAGUUGUAUUAUGAAGCCGCAGCGUUCUGCUGGCUAAAAGACUGGCUACUUCUUGAAGACACUGAUGUGUUGGACUUGGAAGGGUUUAAUAAUGUUUUUGGAUGGCAUGCAUAUUUAUGGUAUGACAAAGUUAAAGCAAAUAAGGCCUUCAAGAACCAUAUUGUCAGAAAAUCAUUGUAUAAUGUCUGGACAAAAUAUAAAGACUUGCUGGAAAAUAAAACACCAAGGUGGCUUUCACCUUUGGAAGCUAAGGCCCGAAAAAGACCCAAUAUGGAGGCUAAAUGGCCAAAAUAUUGGGAAAUACUAGACAAAGAUGGAGACACUUGGAAAUUGCAGAGUUUGGAGAAAAUGAAAGACAAAGUGCGAGAUUGGUUACAUUACGCUCAGAUUAAAGAAGUUUUUAAAAAUGAUAAGAAACUAGGGUUCCAGGUGGAGAAAUCGAAAUUAGAAACAGAAUUGUUAGAACCAAAGACUAAGGUACUUUCAAGGAUGUAUAACUUGCUGUUGGAAUGGAAUACACAAGAUGAAAUGGUUAAAUCGGCUAUGAUAAGGUGGGCACAGGACAUUGGGUAUAAUAUUAUGUUUGAGGACUGGGAAAAGUUGUGGAGUAAUGGAUUGAAAUUUACUGCAUGUAACGCUCUGAAAGAAAAUGUAAUGAAAAUGAUUUAUAGAUGGUAUAUGACCCCAGUUAAACUUGCAAAAAUUUACCACCUGUCUGAUAAUAAGUGUUGGAAAUGUAAAGAGUGUGAGGGAACGUUCUUCCACCUCUGGUGGACCUGCCCUAAAGUGAAGGCGUUCUGGGAAAUGAUUUAUAAUGAAUUGAAAAAGGUAUUUAAAUAUACCUUUACCAAGAAACCAGAGGCUUUCCUUCUGGGUAUUGUCAGCCAAGGGGUGGCAAAGAAGGACCAGACAUUUUUAUGUAUGCAACAACAGCAGCAAGGAUACUUCUUGCAAAACAUUGGAAAACUCAAGAUUUACCCACACUGGAAGAAUGGCAGAUGCAACUGAUAGACUACAUGGAACUGGCUGAAAUGACCGGCAGAAUCCGUGACCUGGGAGAAGAGAGAAUCGAGGAGGAUUGGAAGAAAUUUAAGAACUAUCUACAAAAAUAUUGUGAUUUGAGUGAAUGCUAAAUAAGAUGCUAGACUAAAUAACUGAGCACCACUUAACUUAGAAGUUUUUAAGAAAAUAAGUAAGACUGUGAAAGUUUAACUCUUUAUGAGAACUAUAAGAUUAUGAAACAUUGAAGAGAUAUAAGAAUUUAAAUAAGAUGAUAAAUUGCUGACAAAAUGUUAUAACGAUGAAAGUGGGAGCGGGGGAUGUGAGGAAGUCCAAAGAAAAUGUGAAACUAUGUUAAGACAAAUGUUAUAUUGUUUAUUAUGUUUAUUUUUAUUGUAAAACCCAAUAAAUUGUGGUUGGGAAACCUGUGGCUAUUUGCUGUGCCUCCUUGCCUACAUUCAGCUGACGUUUUGGGGAAGAGUCUGGGGGUGAUUCUGCAGCAGGUGAAGAUUAUCCUUUGCAUGGGAAGCUGUGUUGUACUGACUCCAACUACAGUGGUACCUUGGUUCUCGAAUGGAGUCCGUUCCGUUCAAGAUCCGAAAAUGUUCAGAAACCAGGGUGCAGCUUCCGAUUGGCUGCAGGAGCUUCUUGCACUCCGCUGGAAGCCAUGUUGGACAUUCAGCUUCCAAAAAAUGUUUGCAGACUGGAACACUCACUUCCAGGUUUGUGGCGUUCAGGAGCCAAAACGUCCGAGUCACAAGGCGUUCGAGAACCAAGGUACCACUGUAUUGGCCAAUCCAGUUCAGUAUGGUCUACAACCAGGGUUUCCCGAACUUAGGUCGCCAGCUGUUUUUGGACUACAACUCCCAUCAUCCCUAGCUAGCAGGACCAGUGGUCAGGGAUGAUGGGAAUUGUAGCUGGAGACACAUAUUUGGGAAACCCCGGCCUCUUCCGGUAUGCCCCACGGAGAGCCUCAAGGUCCAUAAAUAGCAACACCCUAGUGGUCCUGGGCCUUAAGGAAGUUAGAUUAGCUUCAGCCAGAGCCAGGGCCUUCUCAACACUGGCUCCGGCCUGGUGGAACUCUCUGUCUCAUGAGACCAGGGCCCUGCGGGAUCUGAUCUCUUUCCGCAGGGCCUGUAAGACAGAGUUGUUCCGCCUGGCCUUUGGCUGGGAGCCAAUUUGAUUCCCUCCCCCUCUUUCUUUUUUUCCUUUCCUUUCUCCUCCUGUGAUGAGGCUACAUUUUAAUAUUUUAAUGUUUCAAUAUUUUAAUGUUGUAUUGUAAUUUUGUUUUUAAGUUGUAUUCAUUCAACUUGUUUUUAUUGUUGCUUGUUAGCUGCCCUGAGCCCGGCCUUGGCUGGGGAGGGCGGGGUAUAAAUAAAAAUUAUUAUUAUUAUUAUUAUUAUUACUCUGACUGGUAGGGACCUUCAGGCUUCUCAGGCACGGGUCUCUCCCAGCCUUACAUGGAGUUGCCCGGGAUCUAACCUAGGGCCUUCGACAUUACCUGUUUAGGGAAGCUUUUAAUGUUUGAUGUAUUACAGUAUUUUAAUAUUUUUUUGGAGGCCGCCCAGAGUGGCUGGGGAAGCUCAGCCAGAUGGGCGGGGUAUAAAUAAAUUAUUAUUGUUGUUGUUGUUGUUGUUGUUGUAUAAAUAAAUUAUUAUUAUUGUUGUUGUAUAAAUAAAUUGUUGUUGUUGUUGUUUAUUAUGCAAGGCAUGCGCCUCUACCGCUAAGCCACAGGCCUUCUUCCCUGAAGCCACUCAAUCUUCCCUCUUUCCUACAGUGAAUGUCGUUCUGGAUCCAAACUCAGCACACCCCUAUCUCGUUCUCACUCCGGACCGGAAGAGCGUGCGAUGGGAACCGUCGUGGAAGGAGAGGGAGUGGCGGAAGAAGAACGUUUCCCAGCAUUUGGACAGAUUUGACUGGGAGGUCUGUGUGCUCGGCCGCGAGAGGUUCGUUUCGGGGACGCAAUGGUGGACAGUGGAGGUCUUGGGAGAAGGAAGCUGGACCCUGGGGGUGGCGAGAGACUCGCUCGCGAGGAAAGGAUCCUUCAACUUCAGCCCUGACGAGGGCAUCUGGGCUCUGAGGAAGCCGUUUUGCGACACGUACCUGCCUCACAAAGUCUUGGCCUUAACUUUCCCCGAAACCACUCCGUUGAUGUUGACCAAGGAGCCCAAGAAGAUUCUGGUGGCCCUGGACUAUCCGUUAGGCUGGGUGGGCUUCUUUGACGCCGAUACCGACGAAUUCAUCUUUGCUUUCCACUCGGCAUCAUUCGCUGGGGAGAGGAUCAGGCCCUUUUUCCAGCUGCGGGAGAGGGGAUUCGCUCUGAAGUGCUGA
Messenger RNA from Podarcis lilfordi (Lilford's wall lizard), 9016 nucleotides. The record is from the annotation of a GenBank genome assembly. Lineage: Eukaryota; Metazoa; Chordata; Lepidosauria; Squamata; Lacertidae.